GAUAGUUUACUUCUUUAGAGCUGGCCACCAAACCACACUAUUCACAUCAUUGUAGUUCAUAUCCAUCUUCUUUUCUUUCCUUUCUUAUCAUAUCCAAUGAGUUCCGUAAUAAGCAAAGCUCCUUCUUCUAAUUCCACUGAGGAGAGUGGAUGGACUACAUAUUUUGAUGACUUCUUUAACAACAACAGUGAUGAUAGCUACAACAAGUAUUCUUCUACUUCAUCCUCCCUUCUCUCAGAUGCCACUUCUUUGGUUCACAAAAAUGUAUUAUCUCAUAAUGAACAUGUUGAGAUUGUUAAGGAGUUUUAUUUGAAUAAAAAUGGUAAAACUGGUUCAAGUUUCAACGAGAGAAAAAAUAUCGUUGAUCAUGCUUUGGAAGACACGGCAACCUCUCCUCCACUCAAUAGUCUCAAGGAGAAAGGCAACACCUCUGGACAAAAAGAAUUGAGUUUAAAUGAGAAGGAUAGUGACUGCACAGAACUAAAGAGAGAGGUCUUUGUGUAGUUCCUUUGUGAAUGGUAGCAAACCUUCCAGGUAGCUAGGUUUGAGUAGUUUUUUUUUUUUCUUUUUGGGUUAAAUGUAUAUAUACUUCCUAAAAAUAUGAUCCAUUAAUUCUAGACAUUAUAGUCCCAUGAGUGUCUGUUGUCCUAUGGACCAAUU
Molecule: messenger RNA, 660 nt
Organism: Trifolium pratense (red clover)
Lineage: Eukaryota; Viridiplantae; Streptophyta; Magnoliopsida; Fabales; Fabaceae
Product: vascular-related unknown protein 1-like
Exons: 2
Coding region: 97-504 (135 amino acids)
Biological process (GO): xylem development
Source: RefSeq, a predicted model, not a curated record